CACCCAUAAUAGUCCUCAAAAGAAAGAAAGAAAAACACUUUCACUUUCAUAUGGAUCGCAUCUGCGGGCAAUGGCUGAUCAAGGAAUACCAACUCCCAGUAUAAUAGGCCUAGUCACUAUAUUCGGUUGCAUUUAUGGCGGAGAAUUCGUUAAUGCAGCUGGACCUUCCACCACCCGUUAUGUUAUCACAAACAGCAAUGUCAUUAUCAAUCCUGGGAUCCGUGGUGGAGUUUUACAGGAGAUCCUCUGGAAACAUGGUGAAAAUAAGGCGGUGGAAUGGGCCACUGCUGUGAUAACGACAUUUCGGGAAUUUAAAGGGAAGACAUCCUUGAACACCACCACUGGAGAAAUCACAAUCAGACAGCUGACCAAGCAGCUCAGUGGGGUGUAUGAGGCAGAGUGUCUUAUUAGUGGGAAAAUACAGACAUUUCAGCAGAGAGUGGAAGUGAUUGACCCAGUAUCACAACCUGAAGUCACCUGUGAAUUGAACGGUACCAUGGCAACACUUCACUGCAGGGCUGAGGGUCCGCUGGUGGAGUACCGCUGGUCUUGGCCUGACCACCAGGGGGAGAUGUGGAGCCAGGAGCAGACUGGACAGCACUACAACAUAAAAUCCCCAGAGUCAGACAGCUACAGCUGUGAGGCCAGGAACCCAGUCAGUGAGAAGACACAGACCUACAACAGCAAUGACUGCCUUGCCACAGGUAAUCCCUACAUCUACAUUGGUAUUGGUGCAGGUGUCUUGUUGUUGGUUUCUGUUGUGGUUGUUGUUGUGGUCUGGCUCAUCAAGAAGCAUUCCAAAGCUGAUACCUUCCAAUCCGGUCAUGACAUCCCCGGUCGUCUAGAUUUGCAGAGCACAGGGAAUGGCAGCCAUCUUGAAGAGGAUCGAGAGAAGGUGGUGGCAAUCAGCCAAGCAGAGAUUGUGGAAGAGGAGAAUAAACUACUACAAGAUGAAGAACUCACAAGUGUAAAGGAUAGGGUCAAUCGGAUCAACCAGACCUCUGGAGAGGGUAAAGGAGAAAAGAAGCCAUUACUGGACAAGGCAGGAUCCACUGAUACAGAUGUUAUUGAGAGUAAUAGCCCUUUCAAACUGAACAACCAGAAUCAGGUUCUGGGUUGGGAGUCCGGAAAGAGACAGAGGGAAGAAAAAGAGCAGAGUGCAGAAUCCAAGCAGAACAUGAACGUUACCUUGGGGACUGUUACGGAGGGUUCUGGCCCAACUGCUCCUUCGAAGCCACCUCGGAGCAGCCUUAACUUUAAUUCACCAUACCCACAGACUCUGGAGACACAGCACAGCAGAGAGCAUCAUGGGGGAGGACCUGACCAAAGCAUGGGUGGUUAUGGCACAGAGAGAGAGGGAGCGGGAGACGGAGAGGGAGAUGGACAACUUAUGUCCCAGAAAGUCCUUGUCUUAGACACAAGGGAGGAGAGCGGAGGAAAGGAGGCGGGGACAAGAGAGGACAGAGAAGAUGAGGAGAAAGAGGAGGUAGUAGGAGAUGAUUUAGUGACAGGGGAGGGAGAGGGAUGGGUGGAGAACAAGGAAGAGUAG
This is a messenger RNA of Coregonus clupeaformis (lake whitefish), 1549 nucleotides long. RefSeq lists its product as uncharacterized. Bases 71 to 1549 code for a protein of 492 amino acids. Lineage: Eukaryota; Metazoa; Chordata; Actinopteri; Salmoniformes; Salmonidae. The record is from RefSeq and is a predicted model, not a curated record. The transcript has 6 exons.